Magallana angulata is the source of this 882-nucleotide messenger RNA. RefSeq lists its product as uncharacterized. Gene Ontology annotation, biological process: DNA integration. Gene Ontology annotation, molecular function: nucleic acid binding. The record is from RefSeq and is a predicted model, not a curated record. The transcript has a single exon. NCBI's taxonomy places the organism in Eukaryota, Metazoa, Mollusca, Bivalvia, Ostreida, Ostreidae. Bases 1 to 882 code for a protein of 293 amino acids.
AUGUUUUUCGGAAACGCAAGAUAUCUCAUAACAGUUGAUUACUUCUCAAAGUUCAUUGAAGUGAAUCGCUUACCAGAUGGGAAAGCUGCUACAAUUAUUAACAUACUGAAACAGCAUUUCGCACGACAAGGAAUCCCUGAGGAGUUCAUCAGCGACAAUGGACCUGAGUUUGCAAACCAUGAAUUCCGACAAUUUGCUAAGGAAUAUGACUUCCAACAUACAACAUCAUCCCCGAGAUACCCACAGAGCAAUGGUAUGGCUGAAAGAGCUGUUCAGACAAUCAAAAACAUUUUCAGAAAAGCCCAGGAUGACAACAAGGAUCCUUAUCUCGCAUUCAUGGAGUUAAAGAGCUCGAAAAUUUCAGGAGUGAAAUUUUCCCCUGCACAACUUCUACUUGGACGGAACACGAGAACUCUUAUACCAACCGUGAAAUCCAGCCUGCGACCAAUGGGAUAUAACACAGAGAAAGUUCUCGAAGAGCUCCAGAACCUCAAAGACACGCAAAAGUCUUUCUAUGAUCGCAACUCCAAACCACUCAAACCGCUUGAAAUUGGAGACACUGUACGCUUAAGAAAUCCAGGACAGUCCAUCAAAACACCAGGAAAAGUGGUUAGACCUGCAGAAACGCCAAGAUCAUAUGUCGUAUCGCAUGGAAAUUCAACAUUGAGGAGAAACCGCAGAGACCUCAUCAAAACAAAGGAACGAAACACAGAACAACAGGAAGACGCUAAGGAAUCAACCCAAAGUGAAAAUUGUUCAUUUCCAAAUAACCUGCCUAAUGAUUCUAGCGCUCAUUCUGGAAAACUUGACGUGCCAAGUAGUUUUACCACAUCUAGUGGUCGCGUGAUCAAACCACCUCGCAGACUGGUUACUGAGUGCUAA